Agrilus planipennis (emerald ash borer) is the source of this 1522-nucleotide messenger RNA. It is a transcript of the gene Nup58, whose product is annotated as nucleoporin p58/p45. Gene Ontology annotation, cellular component: nuclear pore. Gene Ontology annotation, biological process: nucleocytoplasmic transport. The record is from RefSeq and is a predicted model, not a curated record. Bases 26 to 1477 code for a protein of 483 amino acids. The transcript has 6 exons. Gene Ontology annotation, molecular function: structural constituent of nuclear pore. NCBI's taxonomy places the organism in Eukaryota, Metazoa, Arthropoda, Insecta, Coleoptera, Buprestidae.
AAAAAUAUUUUAAAUUUAAAUUAUCAUGUCUAAAGGUUUUUUUAAUUUUGGAUUAAAGUCUCCUGCUAUUACAUCUAGUACUCAACAAAAUGGAAUUACAUUUGGAACAAAUACAACUGCUCCGUUAAACUUUGGGAGUACCUCAACUGCACAGACAGGAACAUCGUCUUCUACUUCAUUAUCGAAUGUACCAUUACAAUUUAGUUCAGGGCAAACAGCCUUUAUGUUAAGUACCCCUACACCUUCCUUAAAUUUAGCAUCAGGAUUGAAGGCUACGACAGCUAUUACAUCUGGAGGAGCAACAACUAGUGGUAGUCAAACACAAUCGUUUACAUCAUUAACUCCAAAUACAAAUAUAGCCAGUGCUGUGACUUCCUCUAUUAGAAUAACAACUACAUCAGCACCUAUUGUGGGAGUUUCUACAGGUUUUGCACCUGGUAGUAACACAACUUCAGGGGUCCUGCCUACACCUACAACUUGGGGUAGUUCAAAUACGUUACAACCCCCUCUCAAUUCUACAGUUACAACAUCAACAUCAAACUUGACGUCUAACGUUGGUUUGGGUGGAAUUUCAACUGAUGUGAAAACUACCACAUACAUAUCCACUCAAAAAGAAAUAUCACCGAAAGAUCAAUCACUUCCUAAUGAAAUUCUUAACACAGUUGAGUCCUUUAAAAUGUUUGUAAAAAGUGAAAAGGGGUACAGUUCAGAUAUAUCAAGAUGCUCUGCUAAAGAAUAUAAGAAAGUAGAAGAUGACAUUGAUAUUUUAAUUAAUACUUUGAAUGAUAUUGAAUCUGAACUUCAUAAAUACAGAGGUGUGACAGAAAGACUUAAAUAUGAUGUUGCUAGAGGAUUACAGUAUAUUGAAAUGGCUCAAAGAACUCAAGAUACUCCACCAGGAUUGCAAUAUGAUAAUACAACUCCCAUGCAGUUCUUCAUCGACUUAAUAGAUAAUUUUGAAAGGGAAAUGCAUACGUUAAAGAUUCAACUAGAGGCUUUAGACAAAUGGACAAAAAAUUCACAAAACUUAAGCAAUAUUACAUCAGAAGAUAUUUCACUGGGUAUGAAAAGACUUUAUGAAACAUUUGUUGCAUUAGCAGGACAAUUUCAAGCUCUUCACAAUCAAGUUGAGACUCAAAAAGAAAAAUUCUUGAACUUAAGAAGAACUAUCUUGAAUGACCCAACAAAUAUAUUUGAUAAUAGUUCUAAAAUCGACCAAAAUAAUGAAGGUAUACACAACAUUACAUACACAGUUCCACUCAUUCCUGCAGGACCAACACCAUUUAAUAUAAUUGGAAAAACGCAGGCUUAUCUGAUUUCUCAAAUUGCUAAUCCAGGUGUUAACAUGGUCAACCCAGCACAGGAUUCUUUUGGUAGCUGUUCGCCAUUUAGAUUACCAAACAUUAGUUUUUCAACAUCACAUUCUCCAUUUCAAUUAAAUAAACCUCCAAUUGGAAACAAAAGAGGUAAAAUAUAAUAUAAUCUUGAAUUACUUUCUAAAACAAAAAUUUUAAACUCUAAU